Ambispora leptoticha is the source of this 2964-nucleotide messenger RNA. Lineage: Eukaryota; Fungi; Glomeromycota; Glomeromycetes; Archaeosporales; Ambisporaceae. The record is from the annotation of a GenBank genome assembly.
AUGAAUAAUUUAACGAUUCCAAAUCUCUUGGUGCCGCAAUCUCCAACGUCACAGUCUAUCACCGAUUCCUCUUCAAUGAUAUCCAACACGUCACCUUCCUCCCCUUCUUCAGUUGGUGGUGGUGGUGAGGACACCACCAAGGCCGUGAAAAGGAAAAGGUUAACACAAGCGUGCGACGCCUGUAGAAAGAAAAAAGUAAAAUGUAGCGGUGAGAAACCCAGUUGUCAGAAUUGUCAACGACUCAAAGUCGCUUGUACUUAUAUUCCUAGUACGAAAAAACGAGGGCCUAGAGUAGGUCUCGUGGAAAGUUUGGAGAAACGGCUUCAGCAAAUGGAGAAACUUUUACAACCGUUAAAAGAACAAGGACUCGUUGAUGACAUAGAAGAUAGAGAUAUUCCGUCAACUUCGACGAAAAGACCUAGACUCGCUUCGGCAAGCUCUAAACAUAAUGCUGACUCUCUUAAUGGAAGCCAAUCCCAACAGUUUGAUAAUUUAAACGCUGACAAUGCCAAACAAUUUCAAGCUCCUAAUGCUGAAUUUGCUAAUGUCAAUGUCGAUAUAAAAUCUUUUGGUGCAAUUUCCAAUUCAGGUCCCGAAGAUCAACCAAAGAACUUCAUGGAACUCCCUCCAUUAUUAACACCACAGUCUGGCUCUCCUAUAAGGCAAACUACACCUACAACACCAGUAUCAAGUCAAUGUCACAUUGCUGAGAAUAAAACACCACAGACAACACCUCCACAACAACCUCAACAACUAUCACCGCAAACCACCGGUCAAGCAACAUCAAAUGAGAAGGACCAUGAAUCUGAACUGGACGUUCUCUUAUACUUUGGAAGAACUGCUGCCAGACCUGGAUUCCGUACCUGCCGGGAAAUAUUUGGGGGUAUGAAUUAUACCAAUUCCAAUACACCCGCUCUCCAUGAUGCAUCAUCUGCUCUAUCCAAUAAUGCUUCCGCUUCCUUCACUUUUGGUUACUCUCGAGAAGUUAGUUCUGUUUUUUUCAGUCCUUCAAUUCCCCGAAUGAAGAACAAAGAAAAUUUACCACCAAAAGAUGUCAUCAUGCAUUUGGCCGAUUGCCAUUUCCAUUAUUCACAUACACAUAUGCCAAUGUUUCAUAAAGCAACUUUUUUACGUCGACUCGAAGAAAAUAAAGUUUCGCCAUUUCUAAUCUUUGCAUUGUGUGCUGCAAGCGCAAGAUUUUCGGACAGGCCGGGAAUCAUUCGUACUCCGCGUUCUGAGGCUGGCGAAGAAUAUGCAGAGUUCGCUAGUGAAAUGAUUUUGGAUAGUUUUGACGAGCCUACAGUCGAGCAUUGUCAAGCUUUAUUAUUGAUGGCUUGGCAUCAUUAUGGUUGUAAACGAGGACCAAGAUCAUGGAUGUAUGUGGGCUUAGCUAUUAGAAUGGCACAAGAAUUAGGCUUACAUAAAGAAUUCGAGGGUCCUGCGUUAGGCAGUUCUCAAAAAAUUGAUAGCGAAGCCGCAUUUAUUGACCGAGAAGUUAGACGUCGAACAUUUUGGUCCUGUUUUGUAGUUGACAGAUUCGCUGCUUGUGCACUUGGUCGUCCUGCAUUGAUCGAUGAAGCCGAUAUUGAAAUACGAUUACCAAUUCCGGACCGUGAUUGGGAUGAAGAGCAUCCGAGGGUGGUGGAUACAGAAUUUGGAGCGUUGAAAAAAGUUGAAAUCAAAAAGGCUGGCCGCAUGAUACUCGAAAAUAAGGGCUUAUUUGCUCUUUUAGUUAGUGUAGCGGCAUUGUUGGGGCGCGCAGCACAAAAUGUCAAUCGAUCAAAACCCAACGAAUCACUACCUCCAUGGGAUCCUCACUCAGAUUAUCACAUUUUAUUGAAUCAAAUGGAGAAUUGGUACAACGAUCUGUGUCCAAACAUGGUAUGGUCCAUUGAUAAGCUAAGAGAACAUCGCGAGUACAAUUUAGGAUCAGGAUACGUAUCAAUACAUUUAUUAUAUUAUGCAACUAUUGUAAUUCUAAACCGACCACAUGCCAGUACACCACAAAAUGACGUUCCAGUAGAUUUUAUGGAAAUUGCCGCAGAUCGUUGCAAAAAAGCUUCACGGGCAGUUUCGGAAAUUACACACCAACUUUUGUUAGCCGAUUGUUUUUAUGGGUGUCCUUUCUUGAUUUAUCCGGUCUUUGCUGCAUCGAUAAUUCAUAUCGACGAAGUGUGCAAAAAUUAUGGCGAAGAUUCUGAUGCAAAGAAAUAUUUAUGCUUAAAUUUACAAUUUUUGAAGGCGAUGCAAGAUUGGUGGGCGAUGGCCACAAAAGUGCAUUUUAUGUUGAAGGAAAUGUACAAAGACCAAAGCGAGAAAGAGUACCCAUCUAGAUAUCAUUCCGAUUUAGGAUUAAGGGAUUAUUGGAAUCGCCCAGAUUCACCGUCAAGACAGAGUCCAAAGAUUCUUGAUAGACGGGAAUUAGCAAUAACAACAACUGCUAAUGUCACACAACCCUUCUCUAUGCCAGACUCAAACUUCGGUAUCCAAUCAAUACUGCUGCCAAACGAUUUUAUGUCGUCCCGAAUUUUCCCGAAUGAAACCACAAGUAUACCAGAAUCAUGGUUUAGUAUGCUCAAAACUCCUUCCCCGCGUCUUCUUUUCCGGCCAAAUACAAAUAAGAAGGAUUUUACCGAAAAUGGAGAAUACAUUGGAGGCAACGAUUAUUUCUCACUUUACAAUGCCGAGAUGCCCACUGGGUUCUCGUACGAUGCAUUAUUAAACGAUGCCUUGAAUAAUGAUCAACUAUCAAUGAUACCGUUUGAUCUUCUUUCGCCUGGACGAGCAUCGCGAACAAAUACUGUGAAAUAUAUAAUGAAUGAAACAACUAUUAAUGCAAGUGAUGAACAAAUAUCUACAACUAGCAAUACCAAUAGUCAAGUUGCUCAGCAACAAUUUAACGAGCAAAAUACUUUCUCAUUAAUGUCUACUAUUGCGCCACCAUCAUCUCAAACUGUCCUAUAA